Molecule: messenger RNA, 1935 nt
Organism: Pseudozyma hubeiensis SY62
Lineage: Eukaryota; Fungi; Basidiomycota; Ustilaginomycetes; Ustilaginales; Ustilaginaceae
Product: calcium transporter
Exons: 1
Coding region: 1-1935 (644 amino acids)
Biological process (GO): calcium ion import across plasma membrane
Molecular function (GO): calcium channel activity
Source: RefSeq, a predicted model, not a curated record
AUGUUGGUCACAAUGGCUCUCAAACGCCGAGCGCGAGCCUGCUCGGCCUUGUCCUCGCUGUUGGUGUUGCUCGGCAUUCUUUGGCUCCCGCUCACGGCAGCACAGCAGGUGUCUCAGGGCCCUUCAUCUUCAGCCUCGUCGACCUCGCCGCUUGCGCCAACAAGCACACGAUCAGCCAUUCCCGGUCGAGCGACAACUAUCUACAAUGCUACUGCAAACAUAGUGGCAUUGAACGAUUCGAUCACAGCACGAUCGCGCAUCGACCUCAACGCUACUCAGGGUGCGUUCUUCAACUUCACCAUUCCUUCAACUGCAUUUUCCGAAGACGUCAAGACCGUGACCGUGUGGACGGCGAUAUCACUAUGCAGCGGGCCAGCUAUUCCGCCUUACAACACUUCCAACUCGACUCUUCUAGAAACUCUGGGCAAAUCAGCAACAGAAGCACGCCGAUCGACGCUUGCCUCGCUCUACCUGUCCGAUAAUGAGCUGUUCCAGCAACCGGGCCCUGCAAAUGCCAGUGUUCUCAACUCCAGGCACAUCGGCUACGCUCUGGGUGGAUCGACCUCCGUUCAGGUUGAUGUGCAACAACAAAGCGAUAACAGCUCUCAAACACUGUGGAUCGGCGUUUGGCCGCCAGCAGAUAGCCGCAAUGUCACACCGGGCACCUAUCAAUUUCAGAUCGUAGCGAGUACGCGCGCCAAGAUGGAGUCGGUCGACUACACACGCCGACCCAGACUGGACGACACGGAUCAGACACGCGCACUGAUAUCCUCUUUCAACUAUACCACAUCCGCGCCUCCCAACCUCGACCUCAUCGUGCUUCCCACCUUCGGCUCCAAUUCGCUCUCGAACGCCGACUACUACAACUCGUCGUAUUGUGCCAUCGCAGAUGCCUAUGCCGACGUGCUCCAGAGCCAACAAAUCUCGAUCAAUAGCAGCGACACAAUCCGAGGCACCCAGGCCAAUGUUCUCGAAGAUACUCGACGCCAAUUUGAGGUGUCUGGGCUGGAUCCCGGCACCAAUUACACCGUCUGGCUGUUUGAGACCAACACGACCAGCCCGGGCUCUGCUCAGAGCGUCUCCACCACGCUCUUCCCGGCCAUCAAGAUGCUCACAAAGCGCAACGACAAUUGUCGACUUGUCUACGACGUUCCCUUUUGUCCCAACGUGGCGUAUUCGAUACCGGUCAACCCGUCAAUAUCCACCGAAACGGCACUUUCUGCUAUUCAAGGAUUCGUGGAUCCGCAGUACACCAACUUCAGCUUGACCAUCGAUACCUUCCCUUGCGCAGAUCCGGACUUUGGCAUGUACUCGUACGUGCAGACGUGCGACAACUGCAAAAAGUCGUAUCAGGACUGGCUGUGCGCUGUCGCCAUGCCGCGGUGUACGGAUCCGUUGGAGGAUCCGGAGACGCAGUCGCGCGCUACCCAGGACGGACGAGAGCUCACCGGUGCACCGACUGGACUCAACACUGAGUUGCUUCCGUACAUUGUCAACCGCAAUGGGAACGGAAGCAGUGCGUUGGAGUCUAGGCAGACGUUCAUUGAUCAGGAGCUGAGACCGGGGUUGUAUGGAGAGCUGUUGCCGUGUAUCUAUACGUGCUACUUUGUGGAGCGCACCUGUCCACCGCUCAUUCAGUGGGCUUGUCCGCUGUGGGACAUCACGGCACAGCGAGAGUACGGUACGUUCGCGGACAGCGGAGCAGAGGGGAUAGGGGCUGCGGAGAAUGGAGGUGCAGGACAGGAUGGGAUGCGUUGGGGUGGGUAUCAGAGAUACAUUGCAACGGACGCGUUUGGCAACGCGUAUUGUAAUUCGAUGGGGGUUGACUUUUUGUUGAGAGAGUCGAACGGUGGUGCGCUGCCACGGUUCGCGAAGGGGGGAAGGACGAUCGUCGCGGGGAUGCUAAUAUCGUUGCUGAUUGUUGUGGCGCUUUGA